GAAGUGUUUGAUAUCAAGAGCGUUUUGGUGUUUAUUUCCAUUUUUCUUCUGAUAUAUUACUACAUCCAAACCAAACCAGCAAAGACUUUUCCUCCUAGACCGUGGUCAUUGCCUUUCAUAGGCGACCUGCAUCACAUUGAUUUAAACAGAAUCCAUCUACAGUGCUUCAAGGUAGGUCAUGCAGGGGCAGCACAUCUGCAUAUUAUUAUGAAACCAAGCCGGGGAUAAAUGCAAAAUAGGCCACGUGUGAAGGUAAAACAGUUUCAUAAUGUUACUUUAAGAUCAUGUGGCGAUUGAUUGUUUCCUUGAAGAGAUGGAAAAGGUGCUUUAUUAUAUACAAAUACAUGUAAUAUUUGAUAUGGUUUCAAACUCUCCCUCACUCUCUCUCUCGUUUCACCCUCAGUUUUUAUUUCAGACAGACCUCCCUAUUUUUUUCUGUCUGAUCACACUCUGUUUCAUUCAAUCCCUGUUGUCUGCCCUAUGUCAUUGUUUUUUCUCAUGUUUUCUCAUGCCUCCAGUGUCAAAGUAUGUACCAUAACCACUGCCCCCUCUAGUGGAAGGAUGAUGAAGCAUCAGGCUUUAAUAUGGACAAUCUGUCCAUCUGCGCUCUGGACCUGUUUAGAACUACACAGACCACAUAUACUACCCUGUACUGGGGGCUGCUCUACAUGAUCAAAUAUCCUGAGAUACAGCGAAAGGUGCAAGAGGAGAUUGACCGUGUGGUUGGAUCCUCACGCCCGCCCUCCUUAACUGACAGGGAGAACAUGCCUUACACUAAUGCUGUUAUCCAUGAGACCCAGAGAAUCGGAAACAUCAUUCCAUUGAACGUGGUGAAGUGCCUGAGAGAGCAGCUGGCCAGAAUGGAGCUGUUCCUGUUCUUCACCUCACUGCUCCAGCGGUUCUCCUUCUCAGCUCCACAGGGAGUAGAACCCAAAUUGGAGUACAAACUCGGAGCCACUCACAGCCCCCAACCCUAUCAACUCUGUGCUGUUCCUCGCUGAGACGCUUAGCUGAGCACUUUCUUUAAACUUCUGUGCUGCUUUCCGAUACACACACAUAUUUUCAUGAAUCCAGUAUGCUGAAUUUUACAUAAUGUUUUACAUAAUAUUAUUAAUAAUGGCAAGGUUGGUAGUGAAUAACUGUUCAAAUCAUGGGUUCCAUUGUGCUUGCUCAAAGGGGGUUCAGGCCCUGGGCUCUGUAAAGCGCCUGGAGACAAUUGUAUUGUUUUUGGGGCUAUGUAAAUAAAAUUGAAUUCAAUGGAAUAUCUGGAUCUAGUGAAAUAU
Molecule: messenger RNA, 1283 nt
Organism: Clupea harengus (Atlantic herring)
Lineage: Eukaryota; Metazoa; Chordata; Actinopteri; Clupeiformes; Clupeidae
Product: cytochrome P450 2J2-like
Source: RefSeq, a predicted model, not a curated record